This is a messenger RNA of Rhinocladiella mackenziei CBS 650.93, 3699 nucleotides long. RefSeq lists its product as uncharacterized. Lineage: Eukaryota; Fungi; Ascomycota; Eurotiomycetes; Chaetothyriales; Herpotrichiellaceae. The record is from RefSeq and is a predicted model, not a curated record. The transcript has a single exon. Gene Ontology annotation, molecular function: mRNA binding. Gene Ontology annotation, cellular component: catalytic step 2 spliceosome; U2 snRNP; U2-type prespliceosome. The coding region runs from base 1 to 3699 and encodes 1232 amino acids. Gene Ontology annotation, biological process: spliceosomal complex assembly.
AUGUCGGACGGUAAGUACACAACCGAGCCCUCCUUUCAUCAUCGACUGACCACUUCUCAAGCCGACUUCGACACCAUCCGCCGCUUGCAGGCAGAGCGCAAUGCUCAAUCUGCCAGCAAGAAAGGUUCCAAGACCUUCGAUCCAUCCAGUCAACGCACUGACUCAUCCACCAAGGCGUCUUUGACUGAGAAUUUCGAUACCACUCUCUACGACCGUGAUGGCGCCGACAAGUUCGCCGGAUAUCACACAUCCCUCCCCGUCGAGGGCGACGACGAAGAAAUGCCCGAUGCAGACUCAAGCAGAAGGCUGAUUGGACAAUACACCGCUACAAAGGAUCAAAUGAGCGAAUUCGCUCGUGGAAAUGGGGUGGAGGAAGAGGACAUCUUGCUGGGGCGUGAGAAAUCGGCCAGAAUUGCUGAUCGUGAGACUGAUUACCAAAAGCAAAGAUUUGAUCGAGGCCCGCUUACCCCCACGAGAGCCGAUCCCUUCGCAGCAAAUAAGCAUGCGGGUGUCACAGAAGGUUCUACCUAUCGCGAAGUCAUGCAACUACAGGAGCUUGAGCGAGAGGAAGAACGGGUCAAAAAGCUGAUUGCUGAAAAACGGGCCAAUGGAGACGCUGUGGUCGAGCAUAAACCCACCCUCAAAGAAGAGGCUGAUAAGGAGAAUGCCGAUGCUGGCUCAACGGUGGAAGCUACCGGGCGCAAGCGGAAGAAGAGAUGGGAUGUCUCCGGUGAGCCCACUCCCGCGGCAGACGCCGCCGAUGCAAAGAAGCGUUCAAGAUGGGAUCAGGCGCCUGGUCCAGAAGGAGCCGCUGCGCCAACAAAGCGCUCCAGAUGGGAUCAAGCACCAGCAUUGGGCGCUGUGACCCCAAUCGGUAGCGCUGGCCUUGCUACACCCGCGCACCCGUCACAAAUGGCCACUGUAAGCUUCGGGACCGACAUUUCCAGCCGAAAUGCUCCUUGGUCGGAUGAAGAACUCGAUAUGAUGCUCCCUACGGAGGGCUAUACGAUCCUCGAGCCCCCUCCUGGGUAUGCUCCCAUCCGACCAAUUGCCCGAAAAGUUGUCCCCACUCCGGCAGCAUCGACCAGUUCGGCCGGCAUUGGUGGCUUUAUGAUGCAAGAACCAGAGAAUCCGAGAAUGAUGGGCAAACAGUUACCCACUGAGAUCCCGGGUGUGGGUGAUCUCCAAUUUUUCAAGGCUGAAGAUAUGGCCUAUUUCGGGAAACUGGUUGAUGGAACUGAUGAAAACGCCAUGUCGGUCGAAGAAUUGAAAGAGCGGAAAAUCAUGCGUCUAUUGCUCAAAGUCAAAAACGGCACGCCGCCAAUGCGAAAAACAGCUUUGCGACAAUUAACUGACAACGCACGACAAUUUGGAGCCGGACCACUAUUCAACCAAAUUUUGCCCUUGCUUAUGGAGAAAACUCUAGAAGACCAAGAAAGACAUCUGCUCGUCAAGGUCAUCGAUCGUGUUCUUUACAAGCUUGACGAUUUAAUCAGACCUUAUGUUCAUAAAAUCUUGGUCGUCAUCGAACCUCUUCUCAUUGACCAAGACUAUUAUGCCCGCGUCGAAGGUCGGGAAAUUAUCUCAAAUCUGAGUAAAGCGGCGGGACUAGCUCAUAUGAUCAGCACCAUGCGACCUGAUAUCGACCAUGUGGACGAGUACGUCCGCAACACAACGGCAAGAGCCUUCGCUGUAGUGGCUUCAGCAUUGGGCAUUCCCGCCCUACUACCUUUCUUACGUGCAGUGUGUCGAAGCAAAAAGUCAUGGCAAGCCAGACACACUGGCGUCAAGAUCGUCCAGCAAAUUCCUAUUCUCAUGGGUUGUGCCGUUUUACCGCAUCUGAAGGGUCUGGUUGAUUGUAUUGCAGACAAUCUCAGUGAUGAACAGGCCAAAGUAAGAACGGUGACCUCCUUGGCCAUUGCCGCGCUCGCAGAAGCCGCUAAUCCUUAUGGUAUCGAGAGCUUCGAUGACAUUCUCAACCCACUUUGGACAGGCGCUCGAAAGCAACGUGGGAAAGGAUUGGCCGGAUUCCUGAAGGCGGUGGGUUACAUUAUCCCACUCAUGGACGAGGAAUAUGCCAACUACUACACCAGCCAGAUUAUGGAAAUUCUCCUUCGGGAGUUUGCAUCUCCUGAUGAAGAAAUGAAGAAAGUGGUCCUGAAAGUUAUCUCGCAGUGCGCAGGCACGGAUGGCGUGACUGCCGGGUACUUGAAGGAACAUGUCUUGCAAGAAUUCUUCAAGAGCUUCUGGGUCCGACGGAUGGCACUGGACAAAAGAAAUUACCGACAGGUUGUGGAGACAACCGUUGACCUUGGCCAGAAAGUCGGGGUUAGUGAAAUCGUGGAACGCAUUGUCAACAAUCUCAAGGACGAGAGCGAAGCCUAUCGUAAAAUGACUGUGGAAACCAUCGAGAAGGUGAUUGCCUCGCUGGGUGCAGCAGAUAUUGGCGAGCGCUUGGAGGAACGGCUGGUGGAUGGCAUCCUCCAUGCUUUCCAGGAACAAAGCAUUGAGGAUAUUGUCAUGCUCAACGGGUUUGGGACCGUGGUCAAUGCUCUCGGCACGCGUUGCAAACCCUAUCUCCCACAAAUCGUUAGCACCAUCUUAUGGCGGCUGAACAACAAAUCUGCCACUGUCCGACAGCAGGCUGCCGACCUCAUUUCUCGGAUUGCCAUGGUCAUGAAGCAAUGCGGUGAAGAUGCCUUGAUGGGUAAACUGGGCGUGGUUCUCUAUGAAUACCUUGGUGAGGAAUAUCCCGAAGUGCUGGGCUCUAUUCUGGGAGCGCUCCGUUCCAUUGUGACAGUGGUGGGCAUCAACCAAAUGCAACCACCAAUUAAAGAUCUCCUGCCUCGACUGACUCCCAUCCUGAGGAAUCGCCACGAAAAAGUUCAGGAGAACACCAUUGACUUGGUGGGUCGAAUUGCGGACCGUGGUCCAGAAUCUGUCAAUGCUAGGGAAUGGAUGAGAAUUUGCUUCGAGCUGCUCGACAUGCUCAAAGCCCAUAAAAAGGGUAUCCGCCGUGCCGCAAACAAUACCUUUGGCUUCAUUGCCAAAGCCAUUGGUCCGCAAGACGUGCUAGCUACUCUACUCAACAACCUACGUGUCCAGGAACGACAGUCGAGGGUCUGCACAGCUGUGGCCAUUGGAAUCGUCGCCGAAACUUGUGCGCCCUUCACUGUACUGCCGGCUCUCAUGAAUGAGUACCGCGUUCCCGAACUCAACGUGCAAAAUGGAGUGUUGAAGUCGCUGUCUUUCCUCUUCGAGUAUAUUGGCGAAAUGGCCAAAGACUACGUUUACGCCGUUACACCUCUCCUCGAAGAUGCCCUCAUCGACCGCGAUCAAGUCCACCGUCAAACGGCAGCAAGUGUUGUCAAGCACGUCGCACUCGGCGUUGUUGGACUGGGUUGUGAAGACGCCAUGGUCCACCUCCUCAAUCUGCUGUAUCCGAAUCUAUUCGAAACGAGUCCACACGUCAUCGAUCGAAUCAUAGAAGCCAUCGAGGCCAUUCGUAUGGCCGUUGGCACGGGCAUCGUGAUGAACUAUGUCUGGGCUGGCCUUUUCCACCCGGCGCGCAAAGUCCGCACUCCUUACUGGAGAUUGUACAAUGAUGCAUAUGUCCACAGUGCCGACAGCAUGGUUCCCUAUUAUCCUAACAUGAAGGACGAGGGCCUCCCGAGAGACGAGUUAUUCAUCACACUAUGA